Messenger RNA from Salvia splendens (bonfire salvia), 1732 nucleotides. Its product is annotated as UDP-glucosyltransferase 29. The transcript has a single exon. The coding region runs from base 298 to 1665 and encodes 455 amino acids. Lineage: Eukaryota; Viridiplantae; Streptophyta; Magnoliopsida; Lamiales; Lamiaceae. The record is from RefSeq and is a predicted model, not a curated record. Gene Ontology annotation, molecular function: UDP-glycosyltransferase activity.
UGAAAUUAUUUGAGUCGAUCGAAAUAUCAUCAUUGUUUUUUUAUGAUAAUUUGCUCUAUUUUGAAAACGGCAAAUAGAUUGCAGAAAAAUAGGAAUUUUUGUCUAAUUUUCAUCCAAUUUUAAUAAUUUCUCAACUUUUUUCAUGGUGAAAUAUCUCAAUCUAUUACUCGUUACUGAUUUGAUGCACACUAAUUUUUUAAACAGUAAAACGAAUUAUGACCAAACUUGAUAGUUUAUAUAUAAACACUCAAAUCCAAGAGCUUUGUAGUCAACCAAUCCCCACUCUUUCUCUUUGUGAUGGAUUCACCAAAAAGCAAUAGGAAGAAGAAGAAGAUACUAAUGUUCCCAUGGCUAGCCCAUGGCCACAUCUUCCCCUACCUCCAACUAGCCAAGAGAAUACUCUCCAUCAAAAAAGACCUCCACAUCCACCUCUGCACCACCGCCGUCAACAUCCCCUCCAUCACCUCCUUCCUCCACAAACACUCCCUCCAAACCUCCAUCUCCACCCUCCCCCUCCACCUCCCCCCCACCCCCUCCCUCCCCUCUCACCUCCACACCACCAAAAACCUCCCCUCCCACCUCCACCUCCCCCUCAUCCAAGCCCUCCAAACCUCCCAACCCUACUUCUCCCUCCUCCUCUCCUCCCUCCUCCCCGACCUCCUCAUCUUCGACGUCUUCCAGCCCUGGGCCGCCUCCUCCGCCGCCUCCUUAAACAUCCCCGCCGUUCACUUCUCCCCCCUCGGCGCCACCACCAUCUCCUACACCCGCCAAGCCUACAACUCCCCCUCCCUCCCCCCCUUACCCUCCCCCAACCCCCUCCUCCUCCGCCCCUCCGAGAAACAAACCCUAGACUCCCUCUUCCACCUCCUCCUCUCCGAGGUCUACCCCCCCGGCCCCAACUCCACCCUCAUCAACUUCCACCUCUCCUCCGACGUCGCCCUCCUCCGCACAAUCCCAUCCCUCGAACACAACUACUUAAACUACCUCUCCCACCUCCUCCCCACAAAAAAAAUCCUCCCUGUCGGAACCCUAGUCGACGACAACAACGACAUUGACAAUGGGAGUGACGAUGAAUCCGACAUAAUGAGAUGGUUGGGAGAGCAAGAGGAGCACUCCACCAUCUACAUUUCGUUCGGGAGCGAAUACUUUUUAUCAGACAAGGAAAUAUCUGAGCUGGCAAAGGGGCUCGAGAUCUCGGGAGCCGGCUUCGUGUGGGUGAUCAGGGGGAGGGAGGAGGUGGAGUUGCCGGAGGGGGUGAUGGGGAGGGGGAGGGUGGUGGUGGGGUGGGCGCCGCAGGAGAGGAUACUGAGGCAUCCGAGCGUGGGGGGGUUUGUGAGCCACUGCGGGUGGAGCUCGGUGAACGAGAGCGUUUAUCACGGGGUGCCGGUGGUGGGGAUGCCGGUGAAUGUGAAUAUGUUUGUGGAUGUGAAGAUGUUGGCGGAGGCGGGGGUGUGUGUGGAGGUGGAGAGGGAGGAGGAGGGAGGGUUUAAGGGGGAGGAGAUUGGGAAGGCGAUAAAUGCGGUGCUGAGAGGGGAGAGAGGAGAAGGGUUGAGGCGGAGAGCGAAGGAGGUGAGUGAGAAAAUGAAGAUGGAGGAUGAGGCAGCCAUUCAUCAAGUUGCGGAUCACCUUUGGCAACUCUGUUGCAAGAGAGACACAGACAUAUAAUUAAUUUAUGUGCUUUGUACUUUUGUAUAUUUUGAUAAUAAAAAUAAACAGUUAUAAUCGAAUAAAA